AUAACCGCGACGGUCAGCAUUCCAAUUCCUUGGCCUGGAACCCAUCGAGAGACUUCGAGUUAUGUGACCCCCGACGUCUGGCCUUGGGUUACUGGCACAGGGGCAGCCGCUGCCUACACUGGUAGUUGGUCAUAUUCCAGUUCAGGACAGGUUCAGCCGCCAAGUGCGGCUUCCGUGACCUUCCUCCCGGUCUACAUCAGCCUGCUCGCCAUCUGUGCCGGCCUCAUCCUCCCCCUUCGUCUCUAGAACCAGCUCAAUGGCUAGCUCAAUCGCCAGUCCAACGGGGACUAGUGUGACGUUGACCGGCUUGAUCAGCUUAACCAGCUCAACGAGGAUCAGCUCGCUGGAGACCAUUCCAACGUCCUACUGGAAAACGACCAGCUCGAUGACGACCAGCCCGGUGACAAGCAGUGCGAUGCUUAGCAGUUCUAGGAAAACUAGCACGCAUUUGACCGGCCCCCCAAUGACCAGCUCGAUGAUGACCAGCUCGAUGAUGACCAGCUCGAUCAUAGCCAGUUCAUUAACAACUAGUUCAAUACCGACUGGCUCGCAAAUCGUCUCGACUUCAAGUGGCUCAAGGACAGCUAGUUCGAUUGUUAGCAGCUCUGCAUCACACAGCUUUACUGUUACAUCCCAGACCAGUCUGAGCAAUGGCCAUACAACCUCUUCAUCUUCCACCAUGACCACGAGAGCCAUCAAAACUACCCAGUCUACUACUUCAACUGGAUCAUCGACUCGACCAACACAAGUAUCGCCGACUGAGACGCUCCACAUAGCACCCGACGUCGACGCAGGACGCGGUUCCUAUGACGUUCCACUUUCCAUGGCUGCUAUCUGUGGGCUCAUCUCGUUAACACUGGCUCUGGGCUAAUUCAUGCCCAUCUAUUGCGAAUGAUACACCUUUACGAGUUAUGUUACAUUUUUACGAUCAUUGCGAGGCGACUUUAUACGACACGAUACAACCAAGACUAAUGAUGCACGACUCUUUAUGAAUAAUUGCUUACUAUUUAUAUGAACGACGACCUCUCCGCAGCUUGAUCUUGUUGAUAUU
Aspergillus fijiensis CBS 313.89 is the source of this 1051-nucleotide messenger RNA. RefSeq lists its product as uncharacterized. NCBI's taxonomy places the organism in Eukaryota, Fungi, Ascomycota, Eurotiomycetes, Eurotiales, Aspergillaceae. The record is from RefSeq and is a predicted model, not a curated record. The transcript has 2 exons. The coding region runs from base 257 to 871 and encodes 204 amino acids.